AUGAGUGGGCGGUACUGCGCAAACUUUGUGGGCGGGAAUACCUCUGGCUCCGGGAUUCUCCUGCGGUUCGAGGCCCGGCUGUCGUCUGAGGCGGUGUGCAGACGUCCUCUCCUAAGGGCCGUUGGAGAGCCGCUGAGGACGCCGCUGCUCGGGACGGGGAACCCGUUCAUACCACUCCGCUUAAAGUGUGAACAGCCGCGAGAUGAUUUCAUGUACGUGGUCCAAAUAGGGAGAUGCGGGUGCGUGUGCGGCUGGGUGUACGGGACCCUGGUGUUCGUGGUGGCUCUGGCCGUGUACUGGAACGCCCUCAGCUGCAGCUUCGUCUUCGAUGACAUCUCCGCCAUCAAGGAGAACCGCGACCUGCGACCCCACACGCCCAUCACCAACCUCUUCCUGCACGACUUCUGGGGGACGCCCAUGCAGAAGGAGCAAAGCCACAAGUCGUACCGGCCCCUGUGCGUGUUGACCUUCCGCCUCAACUACCUGAUCCACGGGUUGGAGCCCCUGGGUUACCACCUGGUCAACAUGCUCCUCCACGGGGUCGUCUGCAUCCUCUACUACAGGUGCGCGGGUGGGAGCUGGUGCAGUUCGGCGAGGGCGUGGUGUCCGGCAAGGGCUCGGUGCCCCCCUGGCUGGCCGACAUGGCCCCUCGGGUCUUCGUGCUGGUGGCCACCACGCUCGGCCUCAUGCUCGCCCGCGUGCACGUCAUGGGCGCGCAGCUGCCCGUCUUCACCAGAUUCGACAACCCCGCGAGCGUGGCGCCGACGCCGACCCGCCAGCACUACAACUACCUGCUGAGUGUCAACGCUGGCCUGCUGCUGAUGCCUUCCUCGCUCUGCUGCGACUGGACCAUGGCCACCAUCCCCCUCGUCGAGUCCUUCACGGAUCUCAGGAACCUGGGCACCUUGGCAGUGUAUGUGGUGCUGAUCAAGCUGACCUACCACGCCCUCUUCGUGGCCCCCCGUCAGCACGCCCAGGUCAUUGUCAUGGGCCUGGCCUUCGUCGUCCUGCCGUUCCUGCCGGCGACCAACCUCUUCUUCCCCGUCGGGUUCGUGGUGGCCGAGCGGGUGCUGUACAUGCCCUCGAUGGGGUUCUGCAUGAUGGUGGCGCACGGCUUCUCCAUCCUGCUGGAGAGAAUACAGCCGCGGAAGUACGUGUGGUUAGCGCUGCUGGGUCUGCUGGCCGUGCACGCCGCCAAGACGCACGUGCGCAACGCUGACUGGAGGGACGAGUACACCAUCUUCACCGCAGGUCUCAAGGUGAACCAGCGCAACGCCAAGCUCUUCAACAACGUGGGUCACGCCCUCGAGUCCCAGGGGCGGUUCGCCGAGGCCCUCAAGUACUUCCAGGCGGCGGUGACGGUGCAGGAGGACGACAUCGGGGCGCACAUCAACGUGGGCCGCACCUACAAUAACCUCAAGUUGUUCGAGGCGGAGCAGGCGUACCUCAAGGCCAAGUCGCUGCUGCCCAAAGCCAAGCCGGGGGAGAGCUACCAGGCGCGCAUCGCCCCCAACCACCUGAACGUGUUCCUGAACCUGGCCAACCUCAUCGCCCGCAACCAGACGCGCCUGGAGGAGGCGGACGCCCUCUACCGCCAGGCCAUCAGCAUGCGGGCGGACUACACGCAGGCCUACAUCAACCGCGGCGACAUCCUCAUCAAGAUGAACAGGACGAAAGAAGCUCAGGAGGUUUACGAGAGGGCGCUCUUCUACGACAGCACCAACCCGGAUAUAUACUACAAUCUCGGCGUGGUGUUGCUCGAGCAGGGGCGGCCGCAGCAAGCGUUGGCGUACCUGGACAAGGCGCUCGAGAUGGAUCCAGACCACCAGCAGGCGCUCUUGAACUCGGCGGUUCUCAUACAGGAGUCCGGCAACGGGGAGCUGCGCCCCCUCGCCUACCAGCGCCCUCGCCUGGUGCAGCGCGACCCCCUCAACGAGCGGAUCUUCUUCAACCUGGGCAUGAUCGCCAUGGACGACGGCGACUACCGCAACGCCGAGAAUUGGUUCAGGAAGGCCAUCGAGCUGAAGGAGGACUUCCGGUCGGCGCUGUUCAACCUGGCGCUGCUCCUGACGGACGACAUGCGGCCCCUGGAGGCGGCGCCCUUCCUCAACCAGCUGGUCAAGCACCACCCCGACCACGUCAAGGGCCUCAUCCUCCUCGGCGACAUCUACAUCAACAACAUCAAGGACCUGGACGCCGCCGAGAAGUGCUACGAGCGCAUCCUGGCCGUGGAGCCGAGCAACGUGCAGGGGCUCCACAACCUGUGCGUGGUGUACGUGGAGCGCGGCGAGCUGGCGGCCGCCGAGACGUGCCUGAGCCGCGCGCACGCCAUGGCGCCCCACGAGGACUACAUCCUGCGCCACCUCAAGAUCGUGCGCUCGCGCCUCGCAAAGUUCUCGCAGAUGCAGCAGCAGCAGCAGGCCGCGGGCGCCCAGGACAGGGCGGCGUCGACGGGCGCGGCGCCGGAUGCGGGCGAGGGCGUCGCCGACGGAGGCUCUGACGCCAGCGCCACCAGACCCAAAAAGACUGUCUUUAUAACAAAAAAUAGUGAUAGUAAUAGUAAAAAUACAGAGAAACAGCCGACGCCGAUGAUGGAGGCGACGCUAAAAAGUGAAGCGAGUGACUCGUUAUCGUAAGACUGGAUCAUUGUUGAAAGCAUGCCAAAGGUUCUACAGUCAUUAGAAGGUAUAAGCGUUGCCUGGUCGUCCGCGGCGAGGCAGACGGCCGGCAGAGCUCUCGCCAUGGUCCUACGGGGGGAGGGCAGGGGGAGGGGGCGGCGCAAGGGGCGAGGCGAGGUGUGUCUUGUCCCCGCCUUCCGUAACCCCUCCCCCACCCCCGCCCCCUCUCAUAUCGUUGUCCAGCGAGAGAGAGAGAGAGAGAGAGAAAGGGGGGCGCCAUCCACACCGUGUUCCAACGUCUCUGGGUCGAGGACAAAGAGGAAACGAAGUCGAAUGUGAUCUCAACCUCGCCGCGUUUCGUUUCGAGUGCAAGGCGUGAAAAAGGUGGUCUCAGACUUUCAGAAAGGGAGGUAAAAGGAUCGAAGGAAGCGCCGUGGAAAGGAUUUCAGAGGAAGGGAAAGGAAAAGCGAAGGGAAAAAAACUCGAUGUUGAGAACUUCCAGUGUAGGAAAAGUGAAAAGUGUGCGAGGAAAGCCCUUAGUGAAGUGUCCUCUCCUGGGUGUGCCAGUCCAGGGCGUGGUGUGAACUCCUUAUCCCAUCCACAGUGGCACAGCACGCGUCGUGUGUUGCCCUUGCCUGCAGUGACACAGUGCCGGACCCCACAGGUUGCAGGGACCUUAACAAAAGAGAGAACUUCAGUGUAUUCGAGGCUGCGUCGUGGCCACCUCUCCAGGAACACUUGUUUGCUAUAUAUAUAAAAAAAAGUAAAAA
Molecule: messenger RNA, 3388 nt
Organism: Penaeus vannamei (Pacific white shrimp)
Lineage: Eukaryota; Metazoa; Arthropoda; Malacostraca; Decapoda; Penaeidae
Source: RefSeq, a predicted model, not a curated record